ACAACAUCAACUCCUCGGCGAUAAAUUCGCCGUCGACUGCAACAUCAGGGCGGGGGGCGGGUCACCGCCAAGUUCUUGCCACCAUGGGUGCUGUGCCUCUGCUCUCCGAGCAGGAUCAUGGUGGUCAACAGCACGGUGCGAGCGUAUUUGUGAGUGCUGCGGCACAGCAACUCACCGCAUCAUCCUCUUCUUGUUGCUCAUCUUCCUCGUCCUCCUCUAGUGCAGCAGCCUCGUCGGCGACCACCGCCUCUGCUCCCGGGGCAGUGUGGGGCGGCGGGGUGACUACAACAUCGACAAUAAACAGCCUUUCAUCAACCUCUGGCUCGGGGGCCACUACCGGCCCCACGCCAACAGGCAUGCCAUUACCCGCAGCGACGAUUUUUCACAACACAGGAGCUGGAAGUUGUACUACCAGCGGCGUUAACGGCACGUCGCGGGGUGGAACCAGUACAGCUAUGGGCGGUGGUGGGCAGCUUCUCGCCGGAACAACUACGAGCAGUACUAGCAGCACCUCGUCAGUAAUCUUCACUGCUGUAACUACGCCGAGUGGGGAUGGUGCAGCAACUUCUUCUAGUGCAACGAACCGAAUGAGCAGCAACAGCAGCGCAGGGGGAGGAACUUCUGGACCGCCAGUUCUAGUGCACAACAACUUUUCAGCUGCUCACACGCCCAAAAGCAGCGAGCUGAGCAAUUCGCAGACGAGGGUAAACGCCGUGCGGACCCCGCCGAACUGUGGUUCGGAGACGCCGCCGGCUGUGGGGCACAGUAGCUCGAGGAACAGCAACCAUGGGGACAGCAAUAUCAUGGGAACGAGCGGCGAUCUGAACAAGUCCAAACGGAUUUUACGGCUUUUCUCGCCAUUGCAGGGACCGGGACGCUAUCGCAUGGAUGCAAAUGCAGAGAUGAAGAAGAAGUGCUAGCACGCAAGCAAAGUAAAAUCGCGGUUUUGCCUCUGGAUUCGCUAUCUGCAUCGACGCAUUUUCGAUGCUCCUGGAUUCGCUAGCAUCUACAAGAUCUCUCUAUCGAAUGCGGAAAAAGUGCUUGUACUUAUAAUUAAUUUUUGCAAUGAUCUCGAUGACGCUCCUCGUAGUUAGCAAGUAUGUGUGUCAUGCUUGCUUCUACUUCAACAUCAACUUCUUUUUCCCUGCAUAGACGGAGCAAGGAGGGUAGCAAGGAGCAAACGAAGAAGAGCUGGAAUGAAGUAGUUGGGAAAGUGCAGAAAAGUGACGGUAUAUUGAUAUCUCGAUCGUUCUUUUUUGUCUAAAUGUUGCAUGUAAGACGAUGGAUCAUCAUCUUCUUCAUUUUCAUGGAUGGCGAGUCAGUUGUGCACACGUCCAAAGAGCAAUCGCACCGGCGCGACAUCAGGAAUACUCUUUUCGAUUUUCUGUCUCUGACAAACCUCAAAGUAUAAAUCGGUAGUAGAAGAUCAAUUUUUUUUGGCCCUUAAACAUCAGGUAGUGUCCGUGCCUCUCCGCCCGGGAGUGGCGCUCCCGCGCGACCCCGAAGCCACGACGGCAACACCCCCGACAGUAGCACCUCCGCGCACGCGGUAGCCAUGCCAGAGCCGCUGCGUCAGUACCACCUGUCGGUUUUGGAUCAGAAUUGCUCCACGAGCACGACGGGCUCGAGCCGAACCUCCCUGCCAUUUCGAAGCAAGGGGCUGAUACGGUAAAUGAAGAGCUGAACUUUGUUUAUAUUCCACUAACAAACUUGAUCUGAUGUGAGGCUCUCGUCUCAGUGCUGGUAAUAUAAGAAGUUCAAGUUUAUUGCGUGGUUCGUUGUCAUGUCUGUAUCUAACACUGCCACUCUAAGACACUCCAACUCCUACAACUUCGACGAGAUGAUAUUCACAUUCAUCAGCUUCCUCUUUCAACAGGUAUUUGAAGGAGGUCCUGACACAAAUCGACACCAACAUGCGCAACGGGCACAUUCCGAGCAAGGAGAAAUUUGAGAGAUUUCAUUCGCAGCUUGUGGAAGCGGUCAGGAAAUGGACCCGACCAGCAACUGGGCAUGACAUGGUAUUUUUAUAAGUAAGUAAUUUCAUCUGAAUUUCUUUUGUCACAGUCACGCUUGAUGUGGAAAAACAUUUUCAGUGAUAGUCGACAUCGAGUAGCACUAGAACAUGACUAUGCUAGUACAACAUACGAAUCAAUGGCUUUCUCCCAUAUUGCAAUGUGCUCAGCAGCUUUCUACGUUGAUUUCCAAAAAAUAUCAGAUCCAGCUUGCAGAAAUUCUGGCUCCCCUGAGGCAAAAGAUAGAAGGCCCUGUGGAGUUACACAAGACUCUGCGGAGACUGGUGAGAAGGUUAAUGGUCUACGAACGGCCUCGCGGUGGCGGAAGCCACGACGAGCCUCGCAGCUCCACGCGGUGA
Amoebophrya sp. A120 is the source of this 2371-nucleotide messenger RNA. The record is from the annotation of a GenBank genome assembly. NCBI's taxonomy places the organism in Eukaryota, Dinophyceae, Syndiniales, Amoebophryaceae.